CACUAUUCAUCUUGGUUUCAAAGUUUAUGUGUGUAUAUUUGUAUUUGUGUAUAUGUGUGUACGUAUAUAAGUGUUUACUUUCUGUGAGCACCUAUCUAUGAGUAUGAAAUAUCUUGAAAAUUCUUAAAAACGACUCAUAUUACAGAAGUAUUAAAAAUUGUUAAGUGUAGUGGUAUAUUUCUUGGCAGGAACGAACAUUUAUUUCUCUACAAUUGAAAUUACAGUGUAUAAUAGACAAAUACACAUUUGGUGCAUUAUUAUCUUAGUCUACAAUAUAAACGUAUAUACAUAUACUAAAUAUAAUACCAUUUAAAUAUUGAUAAACUGGACUAUUAUUUAUUUAAUAUAUUGUAAAAUAUUCAUUAUACCAUUCAAUAUUCAAUUUUCAAGAAAAUUAGAGGCCGACAAAUCAACUCAUCAUGAACGAAUCUUUUGAUGAUCAGGAUACAGAAUUCACAUAUGAAAUACCAGAUUGUUUAAUGGAUGGAGACUAUAUCGAAAUUCACGGAGUAUGUCAUGGUAAACGAAUCGUUUUUGAAUUAUUAACAGAAGAAGGUUCUACUCACAAUGUAUUUGAUAAAUUACCUUUACAAAUCAUUCUAACAACAGAUGGUCUAGUGACUGUAAUUAGUCGUAAUCCAGAAAAGGUAGCAAAGCAAGAACGUACUAUGGAGAAUGGUAUACAAAUCAAUAAACCUUUCGAAUUAUGCGUACAUGCAUAUAAGAAAUGUUAUGUUGUUAAAUUAAACGGGGAGGACGUUUGUAGCCAAGAUCAUCUUGUACCAUUGAAUGAAGCGUUUGCUUUAUCAAUGCAAGGAAAAGUUGAUAUACUAUCUCUCGAAUUUAAAGACAUGUAUUAUGAUGAAGAGGAAAUGAAUAAUAAUACAAAUAUGUCUUCUGCUAUUAAUAACAGUAAUAGCAUUAGAAUGGAGGAUACACAAGCGGGCUUUGUACGUGUCAAUGAGCUAAGACAAAGUUCCAUACGCAGAAAUGAUCCACCAGUAAUGGUACCAACAAGAACAGGUUCCAAAUUGGACAAACAAUCAAUAAAAAACCAAACACCUACGAUAGCAUCAGAUAUUGCUAUUGCUAAGAGCACUAAAAAUCCGGUAAUUAAUGUAGCUGUCACUGAACGAUUACCAAAAGAGAUGUCUAAAAAACCAGCACCUGAAAUUGCAGCUUAUCUUCAUAAAUCCAAUCCAUCAACUGAAUUUGAUGCACUUAAUUUAACUGGUCGUGAAACACUGUCUGAAGAUACUCAUUUUCCACCUUUUGACAGAAAAUAUUAUGAUGGAUAUGAAAAUAUUGGUAGUCCUUAUGAUACAUUUAAACGCAAGACUUUGGAUGACUCAAGAAAAUCUAUCGAGAUUUCAUCAUUAAGUGAUUUGCACUCACAUGGUAAACUUAAAGGACCAGCUCCAGAAUUAGCAGCUUUAAUUCACUCGAAACAUCCUACUUCAAAUCUAGAAGAUAUAACCAUUGCUCAGGGUUCAGACUCACAUAUAAGACCAUUCACACCAGCUGAUCAAUCACCUAGGCCACAAAGCUAUACUAGAGAACCUUCCUCUGACAUUGCAAAUUUAAAAUUAAAAGGUACAGCUCCUGAAAUAGCGGCGAUAAUACACUCAAGAACUAAAAGUCCUAACCAUGAAGAUAUAACGCUUACUCAGAGCUGUGAUCCAAGCUUUGGUCCGUAUUCUACAGUGGAUACGUCAGGAAAAAAACCCUUAAAGCCAAGUGGAAGUGCAUCAGAGAUAGCUGCGGAUAUACACAAAAACAAUUUAGCAGACCAUCUACCCUAUGCAGAUUACACCUUAACUGGUACUAAUGACAAUGACAUACAAGGAAUAAAGCAUGAACUAAAAGAAAAAGUGCAAUCUUCACGUAAAUCUCGUUCUUUAAGUGAAUAUAUAUCAGACGGUGAUGAAACAGAGAGUGCAGGCAGUGACGUGUAUACUGACAAUGAAUGCUACUUAGAAGUAGGUAAAAGUCAAUACUAUUUUGAUCGUAAACGUUCUCUGAAAAAUUAUCGUUCCAAACGAUCAACAAAAUUGGAACGUGAAGCUAGACGUAAUAUGGGGUUAUAUAAAACUGGGAGUCAAGACUCAGUAAGCAGCAGUAUUUCAUCGCUUAAACCAACUGAUCGGAAAAUGACCCCGAAAUAUAGAAAACGUCCAAGUGCUAAAAAGGAAGAAGUUUCAUCUUGGUUGAACAGCUCUAAUUCACCUUAUAAUCCAAUCCGUGUAGAUGGGAAUAUAUAUCCAAGUUAUACAUCAAAUGUUUAUGCUGCAGCUCCUAUAAUUCAAAAAUCUUUAAUUCAAAACUAUUUAUUAAAAGAUAUUAGUCAGUCAAUAAUAUGUGAUACCACCAUGGAUUUGCCAUAUCCUCUAACAAUUGGACGAAGUGCACUAGUUUAUGGUCAUUUCAAGUACAAUUCAGCUGUACGUCAAUCCUGUUUCAUAAGACUUGAGUUUAAGACCUCCUAUGAAGAACCUAAUGAAUGUGAAACACUUUAUCUUCAAUUGUGGUCUGAUGGUGGUCUGAAUGUUUUGAAGAGCCAAUGCAUGAAUAGCGAAAUUCCAUACAGUACUUCAAAUGAUAUUCAACAUUUAACACUUAAAGAUAAUGAAGUUUGCAAUAAUGAUAAACAACAAGUGAAUUUCACUCUGAAAUUUAUAUCUCAAAGCUUCUAUACUGCUAUUACUUCAAAUGAUCAGUUUACUUUAAUAUUGAAAAACCAAUUCCCGAAAUCUACUAAUUAUCAUUUGACAUCAUUGAAACUUGAAGAUUCAACAAACGCCGAGUUGGAUAAACUUUUUAUGCCAAGGAAUUUAUGUUUACCACUUACUCUUCAUAUGAAAGAUGAGUUCAGUCAAGCAAACACACUAAAUCUUUUGACAAAACUAACUGCUGAUACCAAAAGAGUCACCAUCGAAUACGUUUAUAAACCUAUAAGCAGCUCCGAAUUCGUCUCAAUGCAAAUCCUACUCAAUUUUGAAACAGGUUACUUAAUAAUACAAGAGAUUGCAAAAGAAGCAAGUAAUAUUCAGUAUGCUGAAGAAGAAAUAACAUAUAUUCCUGAACAGAUAUGCAAAAUGAAGUUCAUUUGGUACGAUAACUCAUUAAAGGUCCUUCUUAAUAGUGAAGAAUCAAUAAUGUAUAAUUUCGAACAAUACUAUCCUCUUCAAUUCUUAUCACAUAUACGAAUCAAUGGAGAUUUCAUGCUUUUAAAUGCAGAACUUCAAUUAGAUGAAUAAUAUAAUUUAUUUAACCAAAGUAUUUAUAAUGCAUGUAUGUCUCCUAGCAACAAAAAAUGAAAAUGAAUAUAAAUACAAUACAUAUUGGAUGAUUUGUGACGUUUUAACCAUGACUGAUAUUAAAUAACGUCACAAAAACUAAAAUGUAUUUUACUUAUUAAUUAAUGAAUUAAUCUACUUUAUUUUCUAUUCAACUAUUUCGUAAUAAAAUUUGUUGAACAUUAUUUUAUAGUUAAAGUAUUCUCUUUUUUUCAAUGGGUUGAUUAUAUAAUAUACAAAUGUGUCUUUUGUUCAUUAUUUUCAUUCCUCAUUAUUACCAUUAUUAUUAUUACCUUUAUUGAUAAUAAGUUCGAAUCCUUGAAUUUCUAGAAAUUCUUGUUUUCUUUAUUUUUCAUCAUUGAAUCUUAUUUAUUCAGUAAAAUUUAUUCAUUAUAAAUUUAUAUCUUAAUGUAUUUGUUUAAAUAUGCUGAUCUUAUUAUUAUUAUUAUUAUUCAAACUAUACUAUUGUUGGUUUUCAAAAUGAAUUAUUGUUUUAUUUCUAUAUAUAACUUUUAAAAAAAGAUCUGUUCAAUAUUGUAUCGUAUAGUAUAGAUAAUUGAUUGAUAUUACAUAUACAUUCACAAUGAAGAAAGUCGUUCAGAAAGUAAAAUAUUUAAAAGAUGAUAAUAAUGAGCUUUAUUUAGUGUAGUUUAAAAUGUUUUGUUUAUUUUAUUAUUUUAGUUGUAGGUAAAUGAAAAACAAAAUGUGUUGGUUUCUUAUUUUAUCUAAGUUCAUUUUUUUGUUGUUUUUUUUAUAAAAAAAAGAAAAACGUUUCUUUCUAUUGUGAAUGACCUAACUUGCUUUUUUUAAUUUUUGAAAUUUCAACUUAAUGGUUGUUUUAAUUUUUUUUAAUCAUUUUGUUAAAUUAGCAAAUUUCAUUUUCUCACUUUAAAAAAAAUGAAAUAAAGGAAUAUGAACAGGUAGAAAUGAUGCAAACUGAAAAUAAUAAAAAAACAUAAUUAAUGCUCAGAUAUACUUGGGAAGAAUGUUUUUUAGACAGUUUGAAAAUAUGAAAAAUGAAGAUAAUAACAUUUCUGAAUACUUACCUUAGCAACAAUAUUAAAGACUGGUAAUGUUUGAUCUGAUUUAUACAAGAUUUUGUUGAAUAAUCAAUCAAUCAAUAUGUCUGUAUGAAUAGUUAGUAUCGGUACGAAAUCGGUCUGUUUUGAGUUACUUCUUCUGUGUUUAAUUAAUUCGUGAUUGAUGUAUUAUACUCAGCUAGAAAUUAUAUUGUAGCACUUGCGUUUCUACUGUAUUUUAUUCGAAAACAAAUUCACAAAAAUAUACGUAUAGAUAGAAUCAUUAAUGUAUUUCUUUCCAUUUUCAUAUCAUUAAAAAGGUUUACACUUUAAAUGAAAUAUCUAAGUGGUAAAUGGUGGUUGUAAAUUAAUAAUUUGUCCUAUGAUAAUGUUUAUUGCUAGAAGUCAUUUAGAAUACACAAAAUAGCUUAUAACUUAUUGUGAUCAUUAACUCACAAACCAGUAUGAAUAUAGACCAUCAUAUUCUUCAUUUCUUUGUGUUGUUUAAUACGAAUGCUUUCCAAACAGAAAGAGUACUUAAUUGGAGCAAGUAAAGUUAUAAAAAAUAACUUGCUACGACUGAUAAUGAAAAUAUUAUGAUAAAAUACUUGAUGAUCAUUAUCAAGACGAUUUUAUUGACAAAUAUCAUAGCGACAGAAAUAAGAACUCUAAGUUGAAUUAUUUUUAACACGGAUUUAAAAUUUAGUUUUAUAAAUAACAGUUUGUUGAAAUUGCCUUUGAGAGGAUUAUCGUUCUGUAGGAUGUUUCAUAAAAUACAAAAAUUAUAAGUCGUGUAGAUAAAUGGAUUCGAAUUGUACAUAUUUUUCCCCAUAAUUUUUGUUUGUUCUGACAGAGAUCUAAUUUUAGCGACUUCAUAUUCAAAGUAGCUUUGUAAUGAAGCUUUACUUCUUGUCCUGUUUUAAAGUGUAAAGUGCGUAGAUCAAUGAAAGAUAUGUCUAACUGAAGGUGAGCUUUAUUGCUAAAUUUUCGAUGCAACGGUAUACCGGGGCGACGAUUUUUGCUUAAUUGUUACUCAAGAGAUAAUAAUGUAAUGGUUCUUUGAUAUAUCGUAUCUAAGACAUGUCGUAACUGUGUAUUUAUUAGAGUUUAUUUGAUUGUCAUAAAACUUAUCUAUGUCUGUGAAAGCAGUCAUUUAAAAACACAUUUUUGAUUUAAAAUACAUUAAGACCUUAAUGGUCAGCACUUUUUUUCUGGUUCGCGAUUUUUUAGAGAGUAAGAUUUCUACGGGAUGUAGUCGCCCCCGGAGGGGCUACAGGUGGAGUGUUGAUUUCUCCAACUGUUGUAAUAAAUAAAAUAUGUAUCCACAAACUAAACCUUUCGUUAUAUGAAUGAAAUCGGUAGGAAACAUUUCCAUAAUAAACAAAUGAUUAAUGAUGAUGAUAAAUGUUAAUAAUAACAAACAAAAUCCUAAAUAAGAUAUAAUUACGAAACAUAUUGUAUUGAAGUACAAACGGAAGCAAAUUACCUUUCCGUUACAGUAAAUAGCUUACAUGUAAACAAGCAUUAAGUACUUAUGUGUAUCGAAUACAUUAUUUAAUUUUUAUACAUCUGACUUACAUCCAUAUAAGAAAUAACACCCACAUUAUGGCGAGCAUCAUCAAACAAAGCCACUCCUUGUUUAUUCAGCAUCAUCAACAAAGUAUCACUGAACUUUAGAAUUGAUUAACUUCGGAGGUUACCUAUUUUUCAACUAAAACUGUAUGAAAACUGUUUCGACAUAAGCCAUUAAUAGGUAGAACUUAUAAGUCUUUAAAGUAUUUAUUAUUUUACAAUACUUUCGAUAAAACGAGCAACCAUUUUAUCUGUGCCGUUACCGCAUAAAUAAAAAAAGUAUGUUAGGCAUUAAUGUAUGACUUUAGUAAUCCUGUGUCGAUAAGUAUGGAAUGAAUAGCUUCUGAAAUUGCUCAACAUAGAUAUACAUCUUCAGUCGGGGAUAAUAACAAAAGUAAAAAUAAAAAGUAAAGUAUGGUACCAUUUCGAUUGUGCUCUACAAAUAACACCAUACUCUCCUUCAAACUGUUAAGGAAAUAGCAGUUAACAACAAACAAUAAAUAAUUUUGAUACUAUUCAAUUGUAUUCUAUUUGUAAUUUGCUGAUACAACCAAAUAAUUAACAAUUCUAAUAGAGUUUACAAGUUCAUAAAUCAAUAUCUUGAAUAAAAUCAACCAAUUAAUUAUUUUAUUUUAUUAAUUUUUUUAAAAUUAUUAUGUUACUGCCAAAUGCAUAUGAUGCAGACAAAUAUGCUUUUGUUUUAUGUGGGUAUUCAAAUAGAUUGGCGCCAAAUAUAUAUAUAUCUUAAUGAUGUGC
Messenger RNA from Schistosoma rodhaini, 6643 nucleotides. The record is from the annotation of a GenBank genome assembly. NCBI's taxonomy places the organism in Eukaryota, Metazoa, Platyhelminthes, Trematoda, Strigeidida, Schistosomatidae.